Molecule: messenger RNA, 2562 nt
Organism: Orbicella faveolata
Lineage: Eukaryota; Metazoa; Cnidaria; Anthozoa; Scleractinia; Merulinidae
Product: MTOR-associated protein MEAK7-like
Molecular function (GO): calcium ion binding
Source: RefSeq, a predicted model, not a curated record
UUCUUCUAAACUCGCCUAGCAGGAGCUGCUGACGUAAUGAGGGCGCGAGGGAAGAAAAUUUACAUUUUGAUGAUCAAAAUAAACAAGUUGUUUCUCGUCUGUUGGCUCGUAUUCCCACGGCAUUUCUCGUUCUGCUAGGGUCUCCUAAACUUCCACUCGUGUUUCUAUAACUCGGUAGAAACACGGUACAUGCUUUCUAUUUCUUAAAUAUUUUUUCGGUUUUGACUCAAGGUAAUUUAGCAAAACGUUUUGCUUAAAAUUGAAACGUUUUAUAUUGAUUUCUUCUUCUCAGAACCCAUGUUCUAGUAACCCAUGCCUUCACAAUGCGACCUGUCUGAAUGGAUUUACAGCCAGUGGAUACGUUUGUAAAUGUCAAGUUUGUUACACAGGGCAGAAAUGCAAGACGGAUAAGGACACUAUAAUAUUUCCGUUUACACGCGUUUAAGACAAUAACUGAGUUACAUGAUUCUUUUCAAGACGUACCAACUUGAUUUCACUUUGUGAAACCUGAAUCGUGAAUUUCUUUUAUACCAAGUCUCACUUUGUCGACUCGACUAUUCCGGAAGUCGACCCGUGUCGACUCGUCCCGACUCGACGACAUUUUGCCCCCCUCCACAUCGCCAAGUCCCCCUCCAAGUCUCACUCUUUCGACUCGACUCGUCGCGACUUGACGACAUUUUACUACCCUCCUUCACUUCGCCUUCAAGGCACUUUUAUGGCCCGCUGAUUGGCCAGAAAAAUAUUUUUCUGUCCAAUCAGCGGGACGGAAUUCAAACACUUCUGGAACUACUUCGGUAAGAGUAAGUUCCCAGGGGCUCUCCAGCUCUUGAAGUAGACUUUCCCCUAGAACUAUCGCAACGCCCCGACUAGCUGCCCCUGGGUCUCCGAGGAUGGGUUACACCCAGCGCAAAAAUCUCCGAUAACCAUUCAUUCGCCUUGGUGGCGAGAGGCACUGCGAGAGUACAGUGUCUAACCUAACUACACAACUCAGUGUCCUCUCCCUGACUUGAACCCGGACCGCUCGAUCCAAAGUUCAAAGUGCUAACCACUAGCCCACCGCGCCUACAACACAGAUCAGGUUAAUAAUCAGCAUUUGUGAAAUUAUUUAAAAUUUUUCAAUCAUCAACACAUGUGCGCAUUACGAACCUAUGUUAUCGUUAUAUUGACAUCCACUUGUACCAGUAUCCUUCCAUUGCAGAUGUGGAUGAGUGUGUUAACGACUUACAUGCCUGUGACGUCAACAACUACUGCAGCAAUACUGUGGGAUCCUACAUUUGCAAGAGUCACCGUGAGUUUGAUAUACUUAACUAGAUGCUAAUAAAACUCAGUCCUCAGUUUCUGUGUAGGAGUAAGUCUUUCAAGCCUUUGGCAUCAAGGAAGAUUCUGCUUCUUGUUUCUGUUGCAUAUAUUGACAAAGAAUUAAUUUCUUUGAGGGUGUUAUGACAACAGCCCUUAUGCAUGAUGACGUCAGACUAGCUAAUCUCACCAACAAACCUCUCUUUUGAAGAACAAAAAGCAGCAAAAAUGUAAAUACGUAAAUAAUGCCCUCUUAACCACAGCAUGAAGGUGCCAGAGAUUUGAGUAAAUAUUUCUACAUAGCGAGGCUUCGGUGUGAAUUUUGAGCAUCUGACGUAUUCAUGCAUAAAUGCAUUAGGCCUAUCCUUCGGUACAAUUUUAUAGUCUUUGCUGAGCAAGGCAUUACAGCAACAAGAAAUAAGCUUUAUAACUAUUACGUUCAAUCAGUAUGCAUUUUGAAAAUUUACACUUUAGAAAUGAGAAAUGGUGCUUGUAAAAUUUGAUUCGGAUUAGUUCUUUACUGUGAAACGUCUUCAGUGGUUAACGACCCAUGUCGAAGCAUGUUCUUUUUCGUAAGACCACUCGCAUCAGUAAGAUGACACAAGAACCCCCAGACACCCUUAGUUCAAGCAAUUCUUCAGCUAUUGAAAACAAAAUCACUGCACCUACUGUUUUGUUUAACCAGGGGGCCUUGGUGCAUCCAUAAUUCUUGGCGGUCAGCUAGAGCAACAAAAAUACUUGGAGACGCUGGCGCUCUAUUUGGACCCAAUCUUCAUGAGCGCAUCCUUGAGCAGGUUUGUGAGGUGUUACCAUGCUAAGACAGAUGGUUGGCAAACUACAACAUUCCACGCCAAGUGCGAUGGAAAGGGACCCACUGUUACUAUCAUCAAAGUUAACGACUACAUAUUCGGUGGAUACACGGACGUAUCUUGGCAUAGUUCUUGUAGCUACUCCUCUUCAGGCAAAGCUUUCAUUUUCUCGCUCUACAACACCAAUGGAUACGAUCCUGUCAAACUGAUACAGUACCAAUAUCUUAACAAAGCCAUGUACAGCUGUUCCAGUUAUGGACCUACUUUCGGGGGAAACCUUGGUCAGCACGAUAUCUACACACCAAACGAUGCUGUGAACAAAAAGAGAGCUUUCACCUACUGUGGCUCUACUUACUCUCCUCCCCCGGGGAACUCUGUUGGUUUUUGUUCAUUCUUUGCUGGAGGCAGCCAAUUUACUCCGACUGAUAUUGAAGUGUUUUACGAGACAACUUCUUAA